Messenger RNA from Plutella xylostella (diamondback moth), 1201 nucleotides. RefSeq lists its product as uncharacterized. Lineage: Eukaryota; Metazoa; Arthropoda; Insecta; Lepidoptera; Plutellidae. The record is from RefSeq and is a predicted model, not a curated record.
UCUUCCAUAAUUCAACGGCUCACAAGUUGCUCACACCUCACACAACCUCCUUGCACUCCGACCUAACAACGCGACCUCAUUUCAUCACCAAACCUUUUUUAAAUAUCCAGUGUUCCUUUUUUAACUUUCGGCAAUGGAACGCUUUGAUUCAAUGGACUCCAAUGGUUCUGACUACGAAUGCUGCGGCGGCGGCAGUUGCUCCAGGAGUGAUAGCAUCUCGCUGCCCUUCGACCCUGGCUGUCUGGAGAACGUCAUCCUCAACAUUGGAGAUGUCUUCGACCUUCGCGUCUUGAUGUCAAGCGAUCGGGUUAAAGGAGCUUUGCUGCUGACGGGCGGGCUAGCAGUGGCGGGCGGGCUGCUAGGGCGGCACGUGGGCGGGCAGCUGGGCGCCGCCGUCGGAGGCGCUGUGGGCGGCGCCUGCGGACUGGGCAUCGUCGCCAUAUCAAUGCGCGACAUCUGGCAAGAAAUCAAAGCUAAGCUAUCUGAGCUUUUCGACAUCGUCUACGAUUACUUAGCGGGCAUGGGCAUCAACGACUACAGGAAAGCCUUCAGUUUCAUUACUCAGAAGAAUGCCAUGUCCAAAGAGUUGGCUAUGGUGGUCGUCCAGUUCACCGCUUCUGUUCUAGGCAAGAAGGUCCUAUCCAGCCUGACUCAGGGGCAGGGGUAAUAAGUGAAACCUCUUUAUAGAUUAGAAACCAUAGACUUAGAGUUUUUAUUUUUAUUUUGACUUUUUAAAUUCUAUUAUUGUUAGGUAGAUAGAGGUAGAUCUGUUAGUAGAUAGUGGGUGGAUAGAUAGGCCGUAGAUUAGCGUUAAGACAGUGUUAAAAUGUGAUAUCUAAGUACUUAAUUAAAUCCAACUUGUAUUUUAUGGUAGUUAGGAAGUUUAUAUGACUUUUUUUAUUGAUGAUAUUGAGAUAAUAUAUUAAUAAUUUAACUGUAUUUUUUCUUGAAUAUAACGAUGUAUGUACUAAGUAAUUAAGAUAAUAAUUUUAAAUAAGUUACAGUUCCUUUUGUACUAAUAGUUGAAAGUAGGCAGUUGACGUCAUAGAACAACGCGGACUCGGGUAUGGUUGACGUUAAGGGACAUAAGUAAUUAUUGUUUUGUACGUAACUAGAUGUGUAACUAAUUCUGAUACUUUAUUUAUUUAAUUUAGUUAUGGACGCUGGUAGUCAAUAAAGUUGUAAUUUUAAGAAAAAAAAA